UUGACGUGCUGUGCCGUCGUCUUGCCGUAGAUUUUAUCGACGUAUUUGUCGUUGUUGUAACGAGUUUUACGAUUAGCGCUUACGUGUAUUGUAUACUCACGGCGAACGUAUUAUCCUCAGAAAUAUAUUUUAUAAAUUGUUUAUGUUUGCUGAUUCGAAUAUAUAGUAUGUACAUACAUAUGUACUCACAUGCAUACAUCAAGAGAUAUUCACUAAACCGUUAUUCAAAAUAUACACACACUGUCGUUAUGCACCUGCCGUCGGCAUUCGCCAUGGUUGCUUAAAUACUGAUAAUGAAUUGUGGCGGUAAGUGAUAAGCUCGCGGAAAACCCUUUGACAUAUAUACACACAUACAAACAUAUGAUGUAUACAGCGGUGAACAUGUUAAUCAAGAGCUAAAUUAAAUGUGUGUGCAGGCGAUAAUUUUUAUUGAUUUUAUUACUAACAUAAAUAAAUGUGUAUGUAUAUGGGAAAAUGUGUACUUUACUGCAGAGAUUUCAGUUAUUACCGAAAUAACGAUACACUCAAUAAAUAUUGAAUUUAAAUACAUUAAACGUAUUGUUGAAUAUUAAUAAUAAUAUUUUAUGUUGUAUAGAAUGUAUGGCAACUCUACGCUGUGAAAAAGCGCUAAAUACUACUUACACUCAUAUAUAAAUGCAAAAACUGUGUAAAUAUAUUGAAAAUGUGUUUUUAAAGAAUUGAUACGAAAGUGGGAGAGGAAAAAAUAAUAACAAAUUUAGUGUAUGUGUUGGUGCAUUGCCGAUCAACGCAUAUUAUACACAAGUGUAAAAGUAAAGAGCCCUGACUUUCUUUAGGGCAACACUUUUAACUUCCUUAUCACGCUGGGAUUAAAAACCGCCAAAAUUGUGGAGGCACUUAAAAUGAAGACUGAGCUGCGUUCAUGCGCAGCGUGUGGGGAGCCAAUCUCGGAUCGGUUUUUUCUCGAGGUUGCCGGUUGUUCAUGGCAUGCCACAUGUUUGCGCUGUUGCAUCUGUCAAUGCCCGCUCGACCGUCAGCAAUCGUGUUUCUUCCGCGAACGACAAGUCUAUUGCAAAGCAGACUAUGGCAAACACUUUGGCGCAAAAUGUUCAAAAUGCUGCCGCGGCAUAUCGGCGACAGAUUGGGUGCGUCGCGCACGUGAUCUCGUCUUUCAUUUGGCGUGUUUCGCGUGCGAUCAAUGCGGACGACAACUCUCCACCGGCGAACAAUUUGCUCUGAUCGAUGAUCGGGUGCUGUGUAAGGCGCAUUACCUGGAAACGGUCGAGGGUGGUACGACAUCGAGUGACGACGGCUGUGAUGGUGAUGGUUAUCAUAAAAGUAAAACGAAACGUGUACGUACCACCUUCACCGAGGAACAAUUACAGGUGCUGCAGGCCAACUUUCAGAUCGACAGUAAUCCGGAUGGACAGGAUUUGGAGCGUAUCGCAUCGGUGACUGGCCUGAGUAAGCGUGUAACGCAAGUUUGGUUUCAGAAUUCGCGAGCGCGACAGAAAAAACAUAUUCAUGCUGGUAAGAAUAAAAUGCGUGAACCCGAAGGAAGCUCAUUUGCCCGCCAUAUUAACCUGCAGUUAACAUAUUCUUUUCAGAAUAACGCCCAGAAUCCUAUGCACCUGAAUGGCAACUCCAAAGGUUUAUAUCCUUCACAUGAAUCCUCCAUGGAUGAACUCUCACAGGACUCAAGUGUGCAUUGUAUGCAGAGUGAAGUGUGACUGGAACAUUUGAACCACCAUUAAAGCGGACGUAGGUCUAUACAUUUUUGGUGGCAUCGGAGAACAAUAUACACGCCCAACCACACACACACACACACAUACACGAAUCAUGGAGGAGUUUAUGUAUGAUAAUACAUAAGAAACGAUUUAAAACUCAAACCCAGUAAAACAAAAAUCAAUUUAACAAAUAUUUAAAGAAAAAAUCAAAAAU
Messenger RNA from Ceratitis capitata (Mediterranean fruit fly), 1920 nucleotides. RefSeq names its product LIM/homeobox protein Awh (gene Awh). Bases 882 to 1709 code for a protein of 275 amino acids. The record is from RefSeq and is a predicted model, not a curated record. NCBI's taxonomy places the organism in Eukaryota, Metazoa, Arthropoda, Insecta, Diptera, Tephritidae. The transcript has 6 exons. Gene Ontology annotation, cellular component: nucleus. Gene Ontology annotation, biological process: regulation of transcription by RNA polymerase II; neuron differentiation. Gene Ontology annotation, molecular function: DNA-binding transcription factor activity, RNA polymerase II-specific; RNA polymerase II transcription regulatory region sequence-specific DNA binding.